Phlebotomus argentipes is the source of this 711-nucleotide messenger RNA. RefSeq lists its product as uncharacterized. The record is from RefSeq and is a predicted model, not a curated record. NCBI's taxonomy places the organism in Eukaryota, Metazoa, Arthropoda, Insecta, Diptera, Psychodidae. Gene Ontology annotation, cellular component: mitochondrion. The transcript has 2 exons. The coding region runs from base 13 to 687 and encodes 224 amino acids.
UAACCUCAAACAAUGACCUGCCGACAAUUGGUGCGUGUUUUCUCCCGAUAUCCUGGGCAAAAUCUCUACUCCAGACUGCCCACACAUGCACGUGCCGUCAGGAAAGUGUGCCCCCUGGCUGCCGGAUCCUUUCUGAUAAAGCAUCCGAGCGAUUUGUGGAGUGACUGUGCUACCAGAGCCUUCUCGCAGACUCUGCAGCAACGGAUUAGGUCUUCAGAGUACUCACAAUGUGCCGAAAAACCACAAAAGAGCUCCACGGAGGAGCUUGCGCCGGAACCUCCGAAGAAGGAGGGCCUCGUGGCGCGGUUUAAAAAGAUGUACAAGGAGUACUGGUACGUUUUGCUGCCCGUGCACAUUGUCACGUCCACCGGUUGGCUCGGAGGCUUCUACUAUCUCUCCAAGAGUGGCGUAGACAUUGCGACUAUCCUCGAAACGUUACACUUCAACGAGACUAUCAUUUCCCACUUGAGAGACUCUCAUCUUGGUCACCUGGCUAUCGCCUAUUUUCUGUACAAGAUCUUCACACCGCUGCGUUACAUGGUGACGUUGGGCGGCACUACGCUGAGUAUCAAAUACUUGUCCCACUGGGGCUAUAUUAAACCCGUGCCUAGCAAGGACCGCCUCAUGCAGAUUUACCAGGAUAAGAAGGCCGCCAGGAUUCAAGCUAGAGAGGACAGGCGCAAGUGAGAGUCUCUCUUGGACCUUCGCUCG